AAUCAAGCGUGUGACGUGUCCUCGUGUGUAAUAGAAUGGAAGUAAAACAAGAAAUUAGCGAGGAAACGUGUAAAGUAGAAAUAGAGUAUAAUGAGUUGGAUGAUGCUCUUUUGGAUGGCUUUAAAUGUGAAAUUCAGAAGGAAUCCAACAGGCAAAUUACACAUAACACAUAUGAUUAUUUAGACCUAAAUAAAUCUUACACAAAUACUAAAAUACACCAAGAUAAAAAUAAACUUACCCCAUUUGAAGAAUACCAAAAAACUGAAAAAGGUAAUAUCCAAGAUGAACAAAAAUUGGAAAUUAUGGAGAAACUAAUCAAAGAUUUAUCUUACACAGGAAAUUGUAUGAGUCAACAUACUAAAGAAAAAACAUUAAAUAAAAAUAUGGAAGUUGUUACUGAACAAACAUCUUACAAGUGUGAAACUUGUUUAGAGCAGUUUACUACAAUAAGUCAUUUGAAACGACAUUUAACAACACACACUAGAAAAAAACCUAAGUGUGAAAUUUGCUUAAAACAGUUUAGAGAAGCAGGUGCUUUAAAAAGACAUUUCAGAGUGCACACUGGAGAAAAACCUUAUAAGUGUAAAAUUUGUUUUAAGCAGUUUACUCAAGCAGGCGAUUUGAAAACACAUUUUAGAGUGCACACUGGAGAAAAAUCUUUCAAGUGUGAAAUUUGUUUAAAACAGUUUACUACAACAGGUAAUUUGAAAAAACAUUUAACAACACACACUGGAGAAAAACCUUAUGAGUGUGAAAUUUGUUUAAAACAGUUUAGUCAAGCAGGUAAUUUGAAAACACAUUUGAGAGUGCACACUGGGGAAAAACCUUACAAGUGUGAAAUUUGUUUAAAACAGUCUAAUACUAGAAGUGGUUGGAAAAAACAUAUGACAACACAUACUGGAGAAAAACCUUAUGAGUGUAAAAUUUGUUUAAAACAGUUUAGAGAUGCAGGUACUUUAAAAAGACAUUUGAGAGUGCACACUGGAGAAAAAUCUUACAAGUGUGAACUUUGUUUUAAGCAGUUUACUGAAGCAAGCUAUUUGAAAACACAUUUCAGAGUGCACACUGGAGAAAAAUCUUGCAAGUGUGAAAUUUGUUUAAAGCAGUUUACUACAACAAGUAAUUUGAAGAAACAUUUAACAACACAUACUGGAGAAAAACCUUAUAAGUGUGAAAUUUGUUUUAAGCAAUUUAGUCAAGCAUGUAAUUUGAAAUCUCAUUUGAGAGUGCACACUGUAGAAAAAUCUUACCAGUGUGAGAUUUGUUUUAAGCUGUUUUCUGAACAAUAUCUUAUGAUAAUCCAUUUAAGAAAGCACACUGGAGAAACACCUAAUAAGUGUGAAACUUGUUUAAAGCAGUUUACUACAACAAGCCAUUUGAAACAGCAUUUAACAACACACACUGGAGAAAUAUGUUAUGAAUGUGGAAUUUGCUUUAAGCAAUUUACUCAAGCAGGCGAUUUGAAAACACAUUUGAGAGUACACACUAGAGAAAAACCCUAAAAGUGUGAAAUUUGUUUUAGGCUGUUUUGUCAUACAGAUUCUUUGAAAACGCAUUUGAUAGUGUAUGCUAAGGAAAAUACAAUUGUGAAAUUUGUUUUGAAAGAAAGAAGUGAAGAGAACCAAAUGUGAUAUUUGCUUUAAACUGUUUUCUCCUCAAGUAUUUAAUAUGAAACUUCAUUGAGAUCACACAGAGAAAGUUCUUUUAAAUAAUUUGACAGCCUAUGAUUUGAAACAAAAGCACAAACGCUAAGUUCCUUUUGAUCAUUUCUUAAUUCUUUGUUACUGAUAUUGAGUACUUCAGUCAUAUCUAUUGCAUAUUCGGCCAUUGCUGGUAACCUAUUUAACUGAUCCUUAUUUCUGGGGAAAAAUAAUACCCAAAACAUAAGCAUAUUAAGAAUGAAAAGUCAAAUAUAGAAUAGAACGCAUUGCUAAAAAUGAGAGUUUUCACCAGAUUUGAUAUAAUUUUCAUACCUAACCUCCAUUAGAGAUGGCACCUAGAGUAGAAGAAACUUGGAUGUUGGUUAGAAACAUAAAUAAAAAUUUACAUUUUUGAGUGUGACAGAUAAACUUUUUAAUAUCAGAAGCAGAGUCAGGCGGGAGGCUAUCUUGUAAUAUGUAAUAUCAUUAUCUAAUGUCAAAUAAUGAGAGAUACUCAUGUUGUGUACUGUGUUUGUAUUGUGAAAUGAAAUAUAUCUCUCCUUAAAUACAAAAGCACCACAAGUCAAAAUAAGCAAAUUGUAUGUUGUUGACUAUAUCGCUGGGUUUGUCGUUAAGAAAGUUAAGAAAACAUUAGAUUGUGAUAUAUGUUUGUGUGCAAUUGAAUGUGAUAAUUUAAAAUCUCCAUUCAUAAGACACAAAAAUUAUAGCAUAUCAAAUAAUUUUUUAAUUCAACCUUCUAAAGACGUCAUUCAUAUUUGCAAAAUCGCUGAAAGCGAAAUUAAAUUUAUGUACAAUUCAAAAAAAUUAAACGAUUCCAAAAUAAUGACAAAAUUGAUCUUAAAUGUCAUGAGUAACAUGCAUGGUUCUGUGUUUAACGCAUACAAAUCAACAUAUGUUUGAUCAUGAAUUUGAAACAAACCAUUUUUUUAAUCUAAUAAAGAUAAUUUGUUUCAAUUAUUGCAACAUUAGAUUGUACCACGAAGGUGAAAAACUAAAUAAUGUAAUAAGAGUUAGAAGUAAGUUAACAAAAGCUAUUUUGUUUUGUGGUCAAUAAAUAAAUAGAUUUAC
Molecule: messenger RNA, 2729 nt
Organism: Diabrotica balteata
Lineage: Eukaryota; Metazoa; Arthropoda; Insecta; Coleoptera; Chrysomelidae
Source: the annotation of a GenBank genome assembly